CGUGGGCAUCAGGAAGAAGUAACCUGUUGAAUCUAUUUCUCCUCCCCACCCUUACUGCUUCCCACAAGGGGGAAGCCGCUGACCAAUAAGCCUCUUCCAAAAAAGAAGUAAAGGGAGGUAGACAAGGGGCGGUGGCGGAGCCUGGCUACUGCAUUCCGUGGGAGGCGCAACAGUUACUUUCUACCUGCUGAGUUCGGUGAACCAGUUCAUGCGGGCGGGAAACUGCAUAUGAGAAAAGGGCCAGGAUAGAGGAGGUAUUUAUUUGUUCAUUUUGAGGACUAAAUUUAGAAUCCAUCAUCUACAGACCCAUUUGUAGCUUGUGUCUGGGGCACUCUCUCUGCCUCAGAAAGAGGACAGCAAAGGAAAGGCCCGUCUAGGCCACCUCCCUUCCGUGUUUUCCCUAGCCCAAAACGAUAGAACCGCAUGGCUUCCGCGGUCUGGGGGAGUGCCCCCUGGUGGGGCCCGCCGCCCCCGGCCCCAGCUCGGCCGCUCACGGACAUCGACUUCUGCUCCGGGGCGCAGCUGCAGGAAUUGACCCAGCUGAUCCAGGAGCUGGGUGUGCAGGAGAGCUGGAGUGACGGGCCCAAGCCCGGAGCCGAUCUCCUCCGGGCCAAGGACUUUGUCUUCUCUUUGCUUGGUCUAGUUCACCGCCGGGACCCUCGCUUUCCUCCCCAGGCAGAGCUCUUGCUGCUUCGUGGUGGGAUUCGCGAGGGCUCCCUGGAUCUGGGGCAUGCACCCCUGGGUCCCUACGCCCGAGGACCUCACUACGAUGCCGGCUUCACACUUCUAGUGCCCAUGUUUUCACUGGACGGCACUGAACUGCAACUGGACCUGGAAUCCUGUUACGCACAGGUCUGCCUCCCAGAGCUGGUGUGCGGAACCCCCAUCCGGGAAAUGUGGCAGGAUUGCUUAGGACCCCCAGUCCCAGGAGCACGUGAUUCGAUCCGCCGAACGGAGAGCGAAGAAAGUUCCAAGGACUUGCAAAGCUCUGUAGACCAGCCGCACAGCUACGUCACUGAGCACGAGGCGCCAGUGUCUUUGGAAAAAUCACCUAGUGACGUUUCAUCGUCCGAGUUGCCUCAGCAUGACGUCGUCGACCUUGGCUCUACCGCGCCUUUGAAAACACUGAGUAGUGACGUCACCAAGGCAGACGUCGAAAGCCCAGUCCCAAAGCCGUCCGAGGCUCGGGAAGCGUGGCCCACAUUAUGUCCCUCCCAGGUGGCUGCCUGGUUCUUUGCUACGCUGGCGGCGGUCGCCGAGUCUCUGAUCCCUGUCCCGGGUGCUCCGCGUCUGGUGCACGCAGCUCGCCACGCGGGUUUCACCACCGUCCUCCUGGCUACCCCUGAUCCCCCUCGCCGCCUCCUGCUCUUCGACCUGAUCCCAGUGGUAUCCGUGGCCGGCUGGCCCGAGGGGGCUCGGAGCCACUCAUGGGCUGGUCCUCUGGCCUCUGAGUCGGCUUCCUUCUACCUGGUGCCCGGUGGCGGCACCGAGCGACCGUGCGCCUCCGCCUGGCAGCUCUGUUUCGCCCGCCAGGAGCUGGCGCUCAAAGCGCGCAUACCAGCGCCGCUGCUACAGGCGCACGCGGCGGCCCAGGCGCUACUGCGCCCGCUGGUGGCCGGGACCCGGGCAGCGGCGCCCUACCUCCUGAGGACGCUGCUGUACUGGGCGUGCGAGCGGCUGCCCGCGCUCUACCUGGCGCGGCCAGAAAAUGCGGGCGCCUGCUGCCUCGGGCUGCUAGACGAGCUGGGCCGAGUGCUCGAGGCCGGGACUUUGCCUCACUAUUUUCUGAACGGCCGAGAGCUCCGUACUGGGGACGGCUCCGCUGCGCUGCUCGGCGAAUUGGCCCGGCUCCGCGGGGACCCUGCCCGGGCCCUCCGUGCCGCGGUGGAGGAGGCCAAGGUGGCCCGCAAAGGGGGUGGUUUGGCGGGCGUGGGGGGCGGGGCCCAUUAAAGAAGCUGUUCCUACUAGUGGAAA
This is a messenger RNA of Piliocolobus tephrosceles (Ugandan red Colobus), 1974 nucleotides long. RefSeq names its product transmembrane protein 102 (gene TMEM102). The transcript has 2 exons. Bases 424 to 1950 code for a protein of 508 amino acids. The record is from RefSeq and is a predicted model, not a curated record. NCBI's taxonomy places the organism in Eukaryota, Metazoa, Chordata, Mammalia, Primates, Cercopithecidae.